GCGGGGUACAAUCAAAGAGUCAUCCUUGAAUAAUCCCUCCAGAUAUAUAUCCGGAAGGAACUACACAACUAAACACCACCCUCGCACAACGACACUCCACCAUGGACAAGUCAAUACACCCACUCCGGAAAAUCCUCCUAGUCGUAACAACAGGAGGAUUCACACACGCAGCCCCCGUGCUAGAAAUCGGCAGAGCUCUGGCAUCGCGCGGCCACACGAUCGAAUUCGCAACCCUGGAGGGCCAGGAACACUGGGUGCAGGAAUAUGGCUUCGUCACCAAAGUACAUCUCCUAGGCCCUGGCCCAACAGACGAACAACUAGAAGCGCACUACCGCCGCUCACAAGCGUGGGAUAUCUCCAAAGGACUAGGGGCAUCAAUGGAGUCCAAGUACAUGUUUGAUUCGUUCUGGCCGCAGACUUACCACGGUCUCAAGAGGAUGAUGGACAGUGCAGAGUCUAGGCCCAGCAUGAUAAUUGCGGAUUUCUUCGUCGAUGCAGUCAAGGACAUUCACGUCGAGUACCGGUUACCUAUCGCAGUGGUGUGGCCCAAUAUGCCCUUCCUCAUGCUCCCCUGUCCCUACAUCCCCAGUCAGCCGGAUUUUCAGCUCGAAGGAACGCUUACCUCCGAGACGGCGUCUAUGUGGCUACGCAUUAAGAACGAGUUGGUCGUGGUGACGGGUCUGGGCGCUAUUCUGAAGUGGAUGAACUGGACGAAGCGGAUGCGGCGGGCGAAUGGGGUAUAUAAGCCCCCGCAUCGUCUGGAGAAGCCGGAUUAUUUGGUCCUGGUGAAUUCGUUCUUUGGGCUUGAGAUUCCGCGCGAUUUGCCGCCUACUUGUGUGCCGGUGGGGCCGCUUUUGAGCCCUAGGUUUACUCCGUUGGAUGAGGGUUAUAAGGCGUUUCUGGAUGGACACCAGUCGGUUUUGUAUAUCUCGCUGGGAACGCAUAUCAUUGUGUCUCAUCAGGAUGCUGUCAAGAUCGUCAAUGGAGUUGCGCGUCUUAUGCAGGAGCAGCUGAUAGAUGGAGUCAUCUGGGCCGUUGGCAAGGACAGUGGGCAAGACCUAGACCCAAACCAGACCUUCGAUAUCAAAGACAGCACCAUUCAACUAAGUGAACUAAUCAACAACAAACACCCCGACUGGCUCUUCCCCUUCUUCGCCCCCCAACGUGCAAUCCUAGACCACGACUCCACCAAGCUCUACUUCACCCACGGCGGCGGCUCCAGCACCAACGAAGCCCUCUACCACGGGAAACCAUGUAUUUCUAUGGGCUUCUUCUUCGACCAGAUUGCAAACACUACCCGUAUUGUCGCAGCUGGCGUCGCGGAACCACUUAACAAGUUUCACUUUACGUCUGAUGAGCUGUACACCAAGGCAAAACAGAUCCUCCAGUCCGACGGCGAAGGACACUACAAGCGCAACGUUCUACGCAUGAAACGCAUCGCACACGUCACUGCGAAGCGCAAAGACUAUGCAGCUGAUCUGGUCGAAGAGCUCAUGUACGAUAACGAGUUACGCUUCGAUGAUGAAGGGAAGGAAUUGCGGCCCAUGCAUUUGCAGACUGCUGAUAUGCGCAUGCCGGCGUAUAAGGCUAAAAAUUGGGAUUUGUAUGCGGUUAGUGCGCUGGGAGGGGUUGCUUUGGUGGGAUCGAUGUGGUUUGCAGGGAGGCUAGCGUGGAUGUCUCGUGGGAGUGUUAUUGAUGGGUUGAGGGGUGUUUUCAUGUAAACUUUUUAUGAUGGGAUAUUUGAUAUCUGUAGACUGAACCAUAAGCACCGCUGCUUUUGUUGUUGUCGUUGCAUCAUUAUUUGUAACGACGGAAUGUCAACUACUAUAGCCAACUAAAACAACAGUAAACGAUUUCUUAGG
Molecule: messenger RNA, 1862 nt
Organism: Aspergillus glaucus CBS 516.65
Lineage: Eukaryota; Fungi; Ascomycota; Eurotiomycetes; Eurotiales; Aspergillaceae
Product: glycosyltransferase family 1 protein
Exons: 1
Coding region: 102-1721 (539 amino acids)
Molecular function (GO): UDP-glycosyltransferase activity
Source: RefSeq, a predicted model, not a curated record